GGCGGAAGUCUUAGUGCAGGAUUACAAUUUAAUGCUAGUGUUGGGGUUGACACACUAGACUGGCCUGAACAAAAACGAUUGACAAUAAUCCACUCAUCUGUUGACCAUGGCAGCUCUAAAGUAUGCAGGCAUGGAUGACACCGAUAGUGAGGAUGAGUUACCCCCCGGGUGGGAAGAGAGGUCCACGAAGGAUGGAUGGGUAUACUUUGCCAACCAUGACGAAAUGAAGACCCAGUGGGAACAUCCUAAAACAGGGAAGAAGAAACGUUGUGCUGGAGAUCUACCAUAUGGAUGGGAGCAGGACACAGAUGAUAAAGGACAGGUGUUCUAUGUUGACCAUAUCAACAAGCGGACCACUUACUUUGACCCGCGGCAGGCCUUCACUGUGGAGGACGUGGUCGUGAAGCCCAAGCGUUACGAUGGCAACACCGCCGCCCUGGAGAUCCUGCAGGGUCGUGACCUCUCAGACAAGGUGGUCCUCAUAACUGGUGGCAACUCUGGCAUCGGUUUUGAGACGGCAAGGUCCUUUGCCCUCCAUGGGGCCCAUGUGAUCCUGGCCUGCAGGAACCUUUCCAGGGCCAGCAGGGCUGUGGGCCUCAUCCAGGGGGAGUGGCACAAGGCCCGAGUAGAAGCCAUGAUGCUGGACCUGGCUUCUUUCCGCAGUGUUCGGGAGUUCUCGGAUUCCUUCAAGGCUAAAAACCUGUCCUUACACAUCCUGGUGUGUAACGCAGCGGUGUGCACUCAGCCCUGGCGCCUGACUGAGGACGGCCUGGAGUCCACCUUCCAGAUAUGCCACCUAGGUCACUUCCUGCUGGUCCAAUGCCUACAGGAAGUGCUUCGACGCUCAGCCCCUGCCCGUGUGGUGGUGGUCUCCUCAGAGUCACACAGGUUCACAGACCUGCUGGGUUCUGGGGGGAAACUGGACCUGACUGUGCUGUCCCCUCCCCCGGAGCGCUACUGGUCCAUGCUGGCCUACAACCGGGCCAAGCUCUGCAACCUCCUGUUCUCCUGUGAGCUGCAGCGACGCCUCUCACCCCACGGAGUCACCGCCAACGCAUUGCACCCUGGGAACAUGAUGUACACGUCCAUCCAUCACAGCUGGUGGGUGAUGACCCUGCUCUUCACCAUGGCACGCCCCUUCACCAAGUCCAUGCAACAGGGAGCAGCCACCACGGUGUACUGUGCCGCGGCCCCAGAGCUGGAGGGACUGGGAGGGAUGUACUUCAACAACUGCUUCCGCUGCCUGCCCUCGUCCCAGGCCCAGGACCAGAGCACUGCCGCCAGCCUGUGGGAGCUAAGCGAGCGCCUGGUCUCAGAGAGGCCUGCUGGCCUACAGGCCCUCUGAUACAACAGGCCUGCAUGAGUCACCAACCAACCACAGUUUGGAAGGAGGCCCAGCUAACCAGGAUUGGGGGAGACCAUGGCGAUGAAGAACUGUGAUAACUGCACUGUUGCCAAACCAUUUGGACACUUUACUAUGAGGUCUAAAAUACACCUAGAAAUGCAGUUGGAGACAGAAGAAGCUCACAUACUGCAGGUUCAGCAUAGACAAGCAUCUCUGCCACUUUUUCAUUGCCUGCCAUGAGUCCUCUGUGUGUGUGGGUGUGUGAGAUGGUGGGUGUGAGUGUGUGUCCAACCUGUAAAUAGUGUUUCUGCAAUUGAGGAGCGUCCAGUCCAGGCUGUCGCCAUAGAGACACUGAUCCAUCAUUGUGCUAAUUCUUACGAGGAAAAUCAAAGACAGAAAACAGGAAGACUGAUAUAUACAAUACAUACACAGUAGCAGUGGACCUGUUUUGAUUUUAUACUGUACAAUAUUUACACCUAAUUUUCUCUCCAGAAUUGUGUGGGACAUCAUCUGAGGUCUCCCUAUUGGUCAGCCUAAAGACAGUAGAACACUGAGGAGCUGCAGUACGCACUGUGUCCAUAGCAACGAGGGUUGAGGAGGAGAGCCCAGGGCGGAGUUAUGUUGGGGAGGAUGGGGGGAGGAGGUUUGCAC
This is a messenger RNA of Osmerus eperlanus (European smelt), 1996 nucleotides long. RefSeq names its product WW domain containing oxidoreductase (gene wwox). The record is from RefSeq and is a predicted model, not a curated record. Gene Ontology annotation, molecular function: protein binding. The coding region runs from base 107 to 1345 and encodes 412 amino acids. Lineage: Eukaryota; Metazoa; Chordata; Actinopteri; Osmeriformes; Osmeridae. The transcript is spliced from 9 exons.